AUGGAAGACCAGAUUGGGCCCGAAGAGUCUCAUAGGGAGCUGCACCAUCCAAGUUCUCCGUACGCCCUUGCGCUGAGCAUGUUGUUUGUGAGAAUAUCCAGCGACGACAUCCUCAUCCCCAGACUUGCUGGCGGCGACGUCAAUCAUCAAACCUUUGUCUACAACUCGAGCGCUGGAACAGGCAUGUUUAUCUAUGUUGUCGAUCCCGGUAUCCGCAUUUCUCAUUCUAGGUUUCCGGAACGCCCGAUUAAGGGAAUCAACGUCUGGCCAGAGGUUGCCUUUGACGACGAUUUCGGCAACGGAACGCACAUACACCUGGAUGUUACGCACCCAUCGGCGGGCCACACCUUCCAGCACGCCCUGCUCGAUGUAAAACUGAGCAUUAUUAUCCUCUUGAACAAGCUCGAGAUCUAG
This is a messenger RNA of Colletotrichum orchidophilum, 414 nucleotides long. RefSeq names its product alkaline proteinase. The record is from RefSeq and is a predicted model, not a curated record. Gene Ontology annotation, molecular function: serine-type endopeptidase activity. The coding region runs from base 1 to 414 and encodes 137 amino acids. The transcript is spliced from 3 exons. Gene Ontology annotation, biological process: proteolysis. Lineage: Eukaryota; Fungi; Ascomycota; Sordariomycetes; Glomerellales; Glomerellaceae.